Messenger RNA from Corylus avellana, 1547 nucleotides. RefSeq names its product protein disulfide isomerase-like 2-3. Gene Ontology annotation, biological process: response to endoplasmic reticulum stress. NCBI's taxonomy places the organism in Eukaryota, Viridiplantae, Streptophyta, Magnoliopsida, Fagales, Betulaceae. The record is from RefSeq and is a predicted model, not a curated record. Gene Ontology annotation, cellular component: endoplasmic reticulum lumen. Gene Ontology annotation, molecular function: protein disulfide isomerase activity; protein-disulfide reductase activity.
UCAGCUCUGAAUCCAAUUCACAGAGAGAGAGAGAGAGAGAGAGAGAGAAAGAAAGAGAGAGACAAAGAGAGAAUGAGAAAUUACAGGGCGUUGCUCACAACAGCUCUACCAGUCUUCUUGUUAUGCUUCUUCUUCGGAUUCAAAUUCGAUCGCUGUGACGCACUGUACGGGGCGUCCACACCAGUGCUUCAGCUAAACCCCUCCAACUUCAAGUCCAAGGUUCUGAACUCGAAUGGAGUUGUACUGGUUGAGUUCUUUGCGCCAUGGUGUGGCCACUGCCAGGCUCUAACGCCAAUAUGGGAGAAGGCAGCUACUGUCUUGAAAGGUGUCGCCACUGUGGCUGCGCUCGAUGCUGAUGCACACCAGUCCCUUGCUCAGGAAUAUGGAAUUAGAGGAUUUCCUACCAUAAAGGUUUUUGCACCUGGAAAGCCUCCAGUAGAUUACCAAGGAGCUAGAGACGUCAAACCCAUUGCAGAAUUUGCACUUCAACAGGUAAAGGCACUUCUAAAGGAACGAUUAAGUGGAAAAGCAACUGGAGGAUCAAAUGAAAAAUCUGAACCUAGUGCUUCUGUAGAUUUGAACUCCCACAAUUUCGAUGAAUGGGUGCUUAAAAGUAAAGAACUCUGGAUUGUGGAGUUCUUUGCGCCUUGGUGUGGACAUUGUAAAAAAUUGGCUCCUGAGUGGAAGAAGGCUGCUCUUAACUUAAAGGGGAAGGUGAAGCUAGGUCAUGUUGACUGUGAUGCAGAAAAGUCUCUAAUGAGCAGGUUCAAUGUUCAAGGGUUUCCCACCAUCUUAGUAUUUGGUGCUGACAAAGAUAGCCCAAUCCCCUAUGAGGGUGCAAGAACUGCCUCGGCCAUUGAAUCAUUUGCUCUAGAGCAGCUGGAAACAAAUGUUGCACCUCCUGAAGUGACUGAGCUGACUGGCCCGGAUGUCUUGGAAGAGAAAUGCAGUUCGGCUGCCAUCUGUUUUGUUGCUUUCCUCCCUGACAUUUUAGAUUCCAAGGCGGAAGGGAGGAACAAUUACCUUCAGCAGUUAUUAUCAGUUGCAGAGAAGUUCAGAAGGAGUCCAUACAGCUAUGUCUGGGCAGCUGCUGGUAAGCAGCCAGAUCUCGAGAAUCGUGUAGGUGUCGGUGGGUAUGGGUAUCCUGCUUUGGUAGCAUUGAAUGUGAAGAAAGGUGCAUAUGCCCCACUUAAGAGCGCAUUUGAGCUUGAACAUAUUAUAGAGUUUGUGAAGGAAGCUGGGCGUGGAGGGAAGGGCAAUUUGCCUCUGGAUGCCGCUCCCGUGAUUGUAAAGACGGAACCGUGGGAUGGUAAAGAUGGAGAGAUCAUUGAAGAGGAUGAAUUCUCACUUGAAGAACUCAUGGGGGAAGAUGCUGCAAGCAAGGAUGAGUUGUGAUCAACUUGAAGCAGAAUAAUAGAGAAAGAGAAUGAGAUUUCAGGCUAGAAACGAUUUUGAUGCUACAAGCAAUGUAUUUCUUGUACGUUCUAUUUUAAUGACUUCACUAUAGUGAAAGUGGUCCUUAUGAGGAAUAUUCUCUAGUUCUUUCU